This is a messenger RNA of Tinamus guttatus (white-throated tinamou), 1469 nucleotides long. Lineage: Eukaryota; Metazoa; Chordata; Aves; Tinamiformes; Tinamidae. The record is from RefSeq and is a predicted model, not a curated record.
CUUUUUAGAAGAGAUUACUCUGGGAAUCAUGAACAUCAAGGACUUUGUAGUACUCCCAGGUUCAAAAGCUGGAACCUCAGUGAGAUUAAAAGCCAAGAAUGUCAGAGAAUUGAAGUUAGAAAAAGUACAGCUAGAACUAGAAAACAAGGAGAUGGAAAAGAAAUUACAGCAACUACAAUCAAACAUGAAUAGAGAAAAAGAAGAAAGAAAGAAAUCAAGGGCUUUUCACUGGAGAAAUGGGCAGGCAGGACCAAUGACCAUCCAAGCUCGCCUUUUGUCUCAAAAACAAGAAAACAGUAAUAAAGUAUCUUCAGGAAAAGUGACACUGAAAAUGCUCAAAGAACAGAUUCAGGAGCCAGUGAAACAGUCAUUUAAGGGUGAAGUGGCAAAGGCUGUAGCUUCUGAAACCCCUGAAAUGAAGGGAGCACCGUAUGGGCAGUGUGAAACUAACAGUGUGUUGCUGCCCGCAGAAUCAGUACAGACAGGCCUUAAAAAACAGGAGACUGGGUUAUUACUACAGGGUGCAUUUAAUGAGGAAGAAUCUACACAAUCUUUUCAGGAAGCUUUGAUGCAAUGGAGAAAUAGAUACUGUGAUCACAGAACUGCACUGAAUUCCAGUGAGGUGCUGCCAGCAUCUGUGGGAGUUUGUGAAGUACAGACCCACCUUACUCUGAUGAAAGAACCUAUCCAAGUUGAAUUCAAGGCGGAUGGUCUGAGCUACAUGGAAAAACUCUUGCUUAAGAAGCACAGAAGAACUCCUAUUAAUGAAGUUUCUAGUAAUCAGGUUAAUGAUUUAAGGCCUGUCCAAGCACUUAAUGAACAUCAGGCUGCUGUGUUUGGCGAAGAAGGAGGUGGAAAAGGAGAUGAUGAUGACAGUGAUGAUGAUGACUAUUCAACAGUUGAAGAUAUGAAGAGAUAUUGGGCAGCUCUUUUUAAAGAGAAAGAACCCAACAUUGUUUCUGAGAGGGCAGAAUCCUCUCUGAAAAUUGAGAUCCUUGAUGGUUCUUAUGACAAGGACUUGGACCAAUCAUCUAACUUUUUGGUGAUGGAAGCUGGGGCUAUGGGAAUGAAUAAGCAAAGAAAAACUGAACCACUCAAGCAGUCUGGAAGGUAUCAGAAAUGCAGAGAUUAUUUGGAAGAGGGAUUCAAGUCAUUACAGGAAGUGGCCCGAAGAGAGAAAUGUGUUUCUGCGUUGAAUUGGGGACUUGAAGGUUUCUUUGCUUUAGGUGUAAACCCUAAACAAGGAAUGCCCAAAGCAUCAUCUUCACUUUGUGCUGAUUUGAAUGCUGCAAAAGAUAAUAUUUCAUUUUCAGGAGAUGGAAAGUGGACUAUUGACAGAGGCUUAAGUGAAUAUGCUGAUGACUCUGUGGUUCAAGAUGUCUUAGAAAAUCAAUUGAACAGAUCUUCAAAUCUUCUGGAAAGACAAAACCCUCAAAAUAGAAUGUCUGCCCUGAUGGCAGCAUACCCAG